AUGUAUCACUUCAAUCCUCUUCCUAGUCUUUUUCCUUCAACGGGCCACGGCUGCUGCUGCCAACACCUUUCGACUCUUUUGACUUCUCCCGACAUCACUUUCCAUCUUCCUUCUCUUUACCAAGAAACAAGUUCACAUUUUACUCAGUUCCAGCGGACAUCAUUUUCUCUCUCUCUCUCUCUUUCUUUCCAUCCACAUCCUUCUCUUCUAUAUUCUCUUUCCUUUUCUCUCUAUUUCCAUCCUCAUCCUUCUCUUCUAUAUUCUUUCCUUUUUUUUCUCUCUCUCUCUUUCCAUCUUCAUCCUUCUCUUCUAUAUUCUCUUUCCUUUUUUUCUCUCUCUUUCCAUCUUCAUCCUUCUCUUCUAUAUUCUCUUUCCUUUUUUUCUCUCUCUUUCCAUCUUCAUCCUUCUCUUCUAUAUUCUUUCCUUUUUUUCUCUCUCUUUCCAUCUUCAUCCUUCUCUUCUAUAUUCUCUUUCCUUUUUUUCUCUCUCUUUCCAUCUUCAUCCUUCUCUUCUAUAUUCUCUUUCCUUUUCUCUCUCUCUAUUUCCAUCCUCAUCCUUCUCUUCUAUAUUCUUUCCUUUUUUUUCUCUCUCUCUCUUUCCAUCUUCAUCUUUCUCUUCUAUAUUCUCUUUCCUUUUCUCUCGCUCUCUCUUUCCAUCCUCAUCCUUCUAUUCUACAUUCUCUUUCCUUUUUACUCUCUUUCCAUCUUCAUCCUUCUCUUCUAUAUUCUCUUUCCUCUUUUCUCUCUCUCUCUUUCCAUACUCAUCUUUCUCUUCAACAUUCUCUUUCCCUUUCUCUCUCUCUAA
Messenger RNA from Acanthosepion pharaonis, 804 nucleotides. Lineage: Eukaryota; Metazoa; Mollusca; Cephalopoda; Sepiida; Sepiidae. The record is from the annotation of a GenBank genome assembly.